AAAGUGAUAUUGAAGAGGGCAUAACAAAUGAUUUUGGUCUAUUUGAUGCUUUGACAGAUCCAAUAUUUAAAGAUGAAUUUAUUCAUUACAUUCAAAAUCAGAAUCCAAAUCUUUGUGAAUAUCCUUAUUUAUAUGAUUUUGUAAAAAAUCGAAUUUGGUACAUAAUAAUUCAUCAGCAGCAGAUUGAAGGAUUGUUCAACAAAUAUGAUCUUAAGACCCAUCAAAAUAUGAAACAAGAAUUAAAGCAAUCAAAACUAAGGCAUUUCUAUUGGUCUUAA
Messenger RNA from Funneliformis caledonium, 278 nucleotides. NCBI's taxonomy places the organism in Eukaryota, Fungi, Glomeromycota, Glomeromycetes, Glomerales, Glomeraceae. The record is from the annotation of a GenBank genome assembly.